AUGAUAGGGUGUGUGAACUUUGUGGAUUCUUUAUCGCCGUUGAGACAUGAUUUAUUUCGUAAAGUGGAAGCAUCUAAUGUAGAAUUAAGUUGUUUUCCAUGUUUCCUUCUCCCCGGGACAACUUAUUCUUUUAUGCUUAAACAACAAAGAUUCCAUGAGGAAAAUCUUUUCUAUCGUGAAUAUGAAUCCCGAGGCGAGAACGUGCUGAGAUUACUCAUUCAAUUAUUCACAUCAGAAUGUUAUUGUUCCGUUUAUGUAGUCGAAUAA
Clunio marinus is the source of this 267-nucleotide messenger RNA. The record is from the annotation of a GenBank genome assembly. Lineage: Eukaryota; Metazoa; Arthropoda; Insecta; Diptera; Chironomidae.